Molecule: messenger RNA, 1434 nt
Organism: Ceraceosorus bombacis
Lineage: Eukaryota; Fungi; Basidiomycota; Exobasidiomycetes; Ceraceosorales; Ceraceosoraceae
Source: the annotation of a GenBank genome assembly
AUGCUGCCUCUGCACAGAUUGGUUCGUGCUACAUUACAGUCCGCAUCCAUCUCCAAUCGAUCUGCGUCGCUCCAAAGUCAUCUACUCAACCCCCUUUCUCCUGCUCUCUGCACAGAACAGCCUUUCCCUCCGCCAUGCUUGCUUCGAGAGCCAGCAGCGUGUCGCGCAUCGUCGUCUCCGCCUCCAGAGUGCACGCAAGCAGAGGUGAGCGCAUGCUGCACGCAUUCCGACCCGCACAGGCAAGCGAACAUGAAUCACUGUUCGCCACUCUGCUCUCUUGACUUGCACCACUCGCACAGAGCUUCACUCGAGCGCUAGCAGAAAUGCCGUUGCGCCAUUCACAAUGCCUGCCAUGAGUCCCACCAUGACCGAAGGUGGACUGGCCACCUGGAAGGUCAAGCAGGGCCAGUCUUUCAACGCGGGCGAUGUCUUGCUAGAGAUUGUCAGUCAGCAUAGCACGAGGGCUGUCAUGCCUAUGGCAUCCAAUUAGAUGUGAUGAGAUCAGCUCACCCGCUCCACACAUGUCCCAACACACGCACGCACUUCACAGGAAACGGACAAGGCGACGAUGGAUGUUGAAGCGCCAGAGGAUGGCGUCAUGGCAAAGAUUGUGGUGGGCGAAGGAGAGAAGAAUGUGCAGGUGGGCAGAAUCAUCGCCAUGCUUGCAGAGCAAGGUGAUGACAUUUCCAACGUAGAGGUACCGUCGCAAGCCACGUCGAGCGAAGCGAUCGGGCAAUCGGAUGCCGCGUCUUCAAGCUCAAGAAGCAGUGCCGUAGAGACAAAAACACCUCAAAAGACUCCACCGCCAUCACCGUCUAGCUCUUCGCAGCAGUCGACCCAGAUCCACGCAUCCAUGGAGCACGGCGAGCGAAUCUUUCCAAGCGUUGCGCGUUUGCUGGCCGAGCAUCAUCUGAAGGCAUCAGAGGUCAAGGGGACGGGCGUCAGAGGCAUGCUCACCAAAGGUGACGUCCUGACCCACGUCGGCAUCGCCAACAACCCGAGUGGAUCUGCAAAGUCGACUUCGCUUGGCGUUGCGGCGCUCGGUGGACCUCCGAAGCAAGGUGAUAAGAAGGUGGGUCCCAGUCGAAGCUUUGAGCAUGGAUACAAGGCGAACAUCCUACUGACCUCGCGACGUGUAUUGCUCCUGCCAUCAAGGUGGGCGCGCCCGAAGGCAGCAGCGCUAGAACCGCGCCAAGUGAGCCACUGAGCGGCGCGCAAGUCAGGUCUCUAAUUCUUGGUGGUCUAGCUUCUUCCUCCAAAUCGGCCAGAGUCUCCUCCAAUUCCACCGCACCAAGCCAGGCGUCCAUCCUCGACGACUUGCUUGCCGAUUAUCACUUUUCCUCCCAACGCCCUAGCUCCUCUCAGCCUGUACCCGCUUCCGCAUCAGACAAGCCCAGGCAAGCAGCUUCGGACGCCCUUGCCGGACUAUUGUAG